GCCCACAGCACCCGGCUAUUCCAGCCCUGGGCCUCAGGUUGACUUUAGCUUCCACGCAGCCCAGGGUUGCUGGGUGGGGCCAGGCGCGGCAGGGUUCAGUGUCUGGCUUGUAUUUAGCUUCCUAAUCUGCCGGGGCGUGAUUGAAGGGUGCACUGCAGCGUGACUCGAACUGCGGCUGGUUAUGGUCGGUCGCGUCACAUGACUGUGGGGGGAAGGAGCUGUGGGUCAUCGGGCAGCCGUUUCUCCAUCACACUCUUAAUAAUCAACUUUGCGGCUCGGAGCCGCAUCUGACACGUGCAGGGAGGGAGAGAGACACAGUCGCUCAACUCCCCUCCACCCCCCCCAAUCCAAGUUCCCCUUUUCAGGGCCUGAUAAAAUGUCCCCGUUGGCGCAGCGUCCUCAGUGGCGACCGGCCGGCUCGCAGUUGGCACCCGGAGGGCUCCCCGACGGCGGGCGGGGGCAUCGCUGAGACUGAAGCCCUGACAGCGCCACCCUCCCCUCAGCGCCCGGCGGUGAAACUGACCAGCCGAUGGAGGCGCCUUGGCCUUGUCGCAGCUCCAGCCCGCAGCCAUCCUGACACGCCAGAGGUGUAGCAGCGCCGCUGCGUGGGCUAGCAGGCCAUCACCACGGCAUCUAGGCUCCUUCCAUGUCACAUCGAUGGCAGUUCCCAAGGCCCUGGUUCCUGGCACUUUGCGGGCUCAACCCUCUGGCGUGGGGCAGGUUUUUAUGAAAUCUGUAUUGGAUCGGACCCACCCCAGGCUACUGGGCUGCUAGAUUUUCUGCAGAUGGCGGGUUACCUGUGUCUCGCCGCGCUCCUCCUGGCGGCUCUGCCGACCCGCUACGCCAGCCCACUCUCCUCCGGCUCCUCCCUGCGCUUCAUCGCCCUGGGGGACUGGGGCGGGGUGUCCAAUCCCCCCUUCCACACGGCGCGCGAGGUGGCCACAGCCAAGGAGAUGGGCCGCACGGUGGCAGCGCUGGGCGCGGACUUCAUCCUGUCUCUCGGGGACAACUUCUACUACAACGGGGUGCGGGACGUCAACGACAAGAGGUUCCAGGACACCUUUGAGGCCGUGUUCAAGGCGCAGCCGCUGCGCAAGGUGCCGUGGUACGUGGUGGCCGGGAACCACGACCACUCGGGGAACGUCUCGGCUCAGAUCGCCUACAGCAAGGUCUCCAAGCGUUGGAACUUCCCCAACUACUACUACAGGCUGAAGUUCAAGGUUCCCCAGAGCAACGCCACGGUGGCUCUGCUCAUGAUCGACACAGUCACCCUGUGCGGGAACUCGGACGACUUCCAGAGCCAGCAGCCCCAGCAGCCCCGGGACGUGGGGCUGGCCCGCAGCCAGCUGGCCUGGCUUCGCAAGCAGAUGGCUGCCUCCCAGGAUGACUACCUGCUGGUGGCCGGCCACUACCCGGUGUGGUCAGUGGCUGAACACGGCCCCACGCAUUGCCUGGUCAAGCACCUGCAGCCACUGCUGCUCAAAUACGAGGCCACUGCCUACCUGUGCGGCCACGAUCACAACCUGCAGUACCUGCAGGACAAGGCUGGCGUGGGCUACGUGCUGAGCGGGGCUGGCAACUUCAUGGAGAACUCGCAGAAGCACUAUCACAAGGUGCCCGAGGGCUACCUGCGCUUCUUCUACGCCGAGCCGGCGUCCCUGGGCGGCUUCGCCUACGUGGAGAUCGACGGCAAGGAGAUGAGCGUCACCUACAUUGAGGCCAGCGGGAAGUCCCUGUACAAGACCUCCCUGCCCCGGAGGAGCCAUCGCUGAGACCCCUCCGUGUGCACCGAUCUAGGAGGGCGCAGGAAGUGGGGGUUCAGAGCUCUCUCCUCUUUCGUUUAGGGCUGAGGGAACUGCUGCGGGGGGCACUGAAGCUGGCUGAUUUUUAAGGCUCCUGCUUCUGAUCCCUGGGGGAAUCCUCCCCUUGCCCUCUGUAGCCCCCAGGGUGCCCCCCUAGGCUUUGCAAACACCUCCUCCCCUGCACCCACUAGCUGGCUGGAGAAGCCCCCCCAGUUCUUUGUCUGAUCCCCUCUUCCCUCCUCAC
Molecule: messenger RNA, 2046 nt
Organism: Gopherus evgoodei (Goodes thornscrub tortoise)
Lineage: Eukaryota; Metazoa; Chordata; Testudines; Testudinidae
Gene: ACP5
Product: acid phosphatase 5, tartrate resistant
Exons: 6
Coding region: 786-1772 (328 amino acids)
Biological process (GO): bone resorption
Molecular function (GO): ferrous iron binding; ferric iron binding; acid phosphatase activity
Source: RefSeq, a predicted model, not a curated record